Sinocyclocheilus anshuiensis is the source of this 1167-nucleotide messenger RNA. RefSeq names its product DNA damage-regulated autophagy modulator protein 2-like. The transcript is spliced from 7 exons. The record is from RefSeq and is a predicted model, not a curated record. Gene Ontology annotation, biological process: regulation of autophagy; photoreceptor cell maintenance. Gene Ontology annotation, cellular component: lysosome. Bases 100 to 918 code for a protein of 272 amino acids. Lineage: Eukaryota; Metazoa; Chordata; Actinopteri; Cypriniformes; Cyprinidae.
UGUUGGGCUGAUUUGACCUUUAAGCUGAUGUUGUAUGUGUUACUGAUUGUUCUUGAUGUUGGUGAUCUCUGUGAGUGAAUAUCUGUAUGUGAGGGCAGCAUGUGGUGGUUUCAGCGGGGGCUUUGUGCUCUCCCGGUGGCUCUGGUUAUCUGGUCAUCUGCUACAUUCCUCGUCUCUUAUGCCACAGUGGUCGUGUUGGGCCAUGCCGACCUACUCGUUCCAUACAUAAGUGACACGGGCACUGAGGUUCCUGAACGCUGUGUGUUUGGCUUCAUGCUGUCAAUCUCAGCUUUCCUAGGGUUGGGCACCAUGUAUGUUCGACAUAAACAAGUUCAGGCUUUGAUUUCGGCCUCUGAGUUGGGCUUACAGCUGCUGAACUACACAGGCCUCCCGAUGGGAAUCGCCAGCACUGUCGGGAUGUGCGUUGUGGACAGCUUUCAGAAAACAGGUAUGACAUCCAUCCACCUUCUUGGAGCAGGCCUGACCUUUGGUCCUGGGACGCUGUAUAUCCUGUUCCAGACUGGCAUGUCGUACCACAUGCAGCUGCGUUUCCACGGAAGGGAUAUUCUGUGGGCGCGUAUGGCUGUGGGAAUGUGGUCGCUCAUUAGCAUCAUUACACUUUUCAUAUCCUCUGUGUUACUGUAUGAUGCCCUGCCUGGCGUGGAUGUAGCUAAUAAGUUACACUGGCAGCCCGGAGAGAGAGGUUUUCUAGCACACCAGGUCAGUGCUACAGCUGAGUGGUCUCUGGCAUUCUCCUUCAUCUGCUUCUUCCUCACGUACAUACAUGAUUUCCAGAAAAUCACUCUGCGGGUUCAGCCUGUUCUUCAGAGUAACCAUCUCUACGACUAUCCUCACUAUGAAGAGAGAGAGCACAUGCAGCAUGGAGAACGCUCACCUCUGCUGGCUGGUGCCAUGUGAGAGACACUGCCACUGUGUGUCUGACAUCGAGCACUGCAGUCAUAUUCAGUGGACUCUACUUCACAAACUUGAGCGUUUCCGGAGAAACUUUUCACGUUCAAGAGAAGCUUCUGUACGCUGUAAGCUUUAUGCAUUAUUCUGAGAAUAUUGAGAGAAAGUCUAGUUAUGUACAAACAUUUUUACACAAGCCAAGUCAAUACAGUAUCACACUACUUUUAGUAAGUUUUUCCUUUUAAUUUGAAAAGAAAC